AUGUUUGUAAACCGGGCAGGUGGUCUUAUUUAUCAAUAUGACAAUAACUUACCUCGCGACAGAUAUAGAUGAAGACAUUCAAGCUAUCCAAUAGAGCUUGUUUUAAAAACACAGAAUGAUAAAGUAGUCGUUGUAUUCGGACAAAGAGAUGGAAUAAAAGUUGGUCACACAGUGAUCGCCGUUAACGGUGAGACAGUGAGCGGCACGCGGCUAGAGGACGGACAGGAGGUGCUGGACAUCAUUGGCAACGAGGCAAACUAUCCGAUAUCGAUCAAGUUCGGCAGACGAAAGUUGCGAACGAAUGAGAAGAUCAUGCUCGCAAGCAUGUUCCACUCAUUAUUUGCUAUCGGCCACCAAUUGUCACCAGAAGUGCAAUCAUCUGGAAUUGAGGUUCUAGAGACUGAUGGAUUUAAAUUGCAUUGCUACCAAACGUUAACAGGUGUGAAAUUCAUUGUGUUGGCCGACCCAAAGGCACCGGCGGUUGAUUCGUUGCUAAAAAAGAUUCACGAAAUCUACGCAGACUAUGCAUUAAAGAAUCCCUUCUACUCUAUAGACAUGCCUAUAAGAUGCGAAUUGUUUGACCUGAAUUUGCAAGGAUCACUCGAGCAGGCCGAACGAACGGGCAUUACAAACGUAUGAGACCACGAGAUGAAACCAUCGCAAAGCAUUCUAAUUGACGGCAAACUUUCUCUCGGCGAUUUUGUUCCAUCGCACGCCGUCGCACGCAGAGUCAAGCUUUAGUGACAUUCAAGCCCUGAUGGCUUCCAUUAUCACUGGAAUAUAAAUAUUUAUGAUACAUAUAAUUAGCCGUAUCACCGCGUAACAUGUUGCGUAUUGUAUUUUA
Priapulus caudatus is the source of this 844-nucleotide messenger RNA. RefSeq names its product trafficking protein particle complex subunit 4-like. The record is from RefSeq and is a predicted model, not a curated record. The transcript is spliced from 5 exons. NCBI's taxonomy places the organism in Eukaryota, Metazoa, Priapulida, Priapulimorpha, Priapulimorphida, Priapulidae. Gene Ontology annotation, cellular component: TRAPP complex. Gene Ontology annotation, biological process: endoplasmic reticulum to Golgi vesicle-mediated transport.